AUGCACUUAAUCUCGGUCCAGCAUUCACGCUGCCAUCUACACCGCCCUUCCCCUACCUUAACACCUUUACUCCCUCCGUUCCCGUCUCUGCCACCUUUCAACGCCUUACAUCUCCACCCCCAACUCCUUCGGCCGUGUUCACCGCGAACGCUUCUCCUCCUGCUCGCCCCCCCAGCACCCCUGGUCCCCCGAGGCGACAUACUAUCAACAAACCCUCCUCGCAGAGUAGUCCACACCUUUGUUUCCCACCCACCAGGCCACCUCUAUAUCAGUACACUUACGAUCAUCCCGCCACGCCCAUUAACCUCCUCGACCCCUGCUGCCCCGUUUACAUUCAAGCCGCACUCCCACAUCCUCAUUAUCCUUACCAGCCCCGCCAGACACGUCCCCCCCGAUUUCUAUAACUGCGACACCAGACAUCCUUCCUCGCCACACACUCUCUUCGGACACCCGCCCGCUCUCUCCUUCACCAAACAUAGCCCUAAUCCACCCAGCUCCUUAUUUGUCACAUCGAACUCCACAUCCAUCACCCCACCCCAAAAUACCGCCACAUACAGCAUCCCUGCCAAACCCAAGCCCAGCACAACAAACCCCGAGUUCCACCUCCAACAUAACUGGCCACAAAACGUGCGACCCCUCUUCUUCGAAAACGAGACUCCCUCACCCCCUUACGUCCGCUCCAUCCGUCCACUACACACUCCCUACCCCGAUCCCUUCACGCCCACCCAGCAACCACAAUCUCUGUCUCUUUACUCACGCAUUGUCGGCCCUCUUCAGUACCUCCUGAUCCACCUGGCCCCUAAAUUACUUACCCAACUCCCCCGGUCAACAACCGGCCGCCCUCACUACGGGGGGGGGGCACACACCCACCACUACUCUACUCCCUGUCCGCCUCCCUCCCCACCCAAACGCCAGUGCAGUUCCUCUAGACCUCCCUCCCGUUAA
Knipowitschia caucasica is the source of this 945-nucleotide messenger RNA. The record is from the annotation of a GenBank genome assembly. Lineage: Eukaryota; Metazoa; Chordata; Actinopteri; Gobiiformes; Gobiidae.